AUAUUAUUGUGUUCAUGAUCUUGUAAGAGAGUUGUGCAUAAAGACAGCAGAAAAGGAAGAUUUUUAUUGUGUGCAAAGAGACUUAGAUGGGAGGCGUCAUUACAUAUUUGAUGAAAGACCAGCAAGUUUUUACCUUGAAGAAGCUCCGACUUCAGAAAAGCCAUCAGUUUUCAGUCCUCUAAUAUCGAGUUUGCAGGGAGAAGCACCAUUUAAGUCUAGAUUGUUGAGAGUGUAUUUUGGUAAUCGUGAGAGUAUUCUGGACAUUUCUCUUAAACAAAUCAACGUGCGCUACGCAUGCUACAAAUACCAUGAUAAAUCUCAUGGAAUUAGGCAAAUUCCUCAGUCAAUAUCACUGUGUUGGAGUCUGCAAACUUUGAUUGUGUCCAACUGGUGGUACACUAGUUCUUUACCAUCCGAGAUUUGGAAGAUGCCACAACUUAGGCAUAUAGAUAUUCAUGACCAUAUUCAAAUUGAUCCUCCUGCAGCAGGUGACGUCUCUGUUUUACAAAACUUACAGACACUUAAAACAAUAAAUAAUCUCAUUUUCAGUGAGGAGUUGUGUGCCAAAAUACCCAACAUUAGAGAAUUGAAUAUUCUGUACAAGUUUGAAGCGGUAUCAGCUGUUCUGUACAAGUUGGCACAAGGAUUUGAACUAAAUCAAUGUUUCCAUCUGAAUAAUGUUGGCAGCUUAAGUAAGCUUGAAUCGCUAAGAAUCGAUUCGUCAAGCAAGUCUGAGUUGUGGAGGAAGCUAUAUAUAGAUGAAUUUAAGCUACCGAAUUCCCUCAGAGAGCUCACUUUACACAAUUUCUCUAUUGGGGAGAAGGGUAUGGCAAUGAUAGCUUCGUUACCUCAUCUUCAACUUCUUGAAUUAUGGGAUGCAGUACGAGGAGCAGAAUGGAAUUUUUUUAAACAGGAAUUUCAUAACUUGAAACAUCUUACCAUUUCUAAUGGUAAUGGUUUGAUUAAUUGGAUUGCUGACAAAUCCAAUUUCCCAGUGUUGGAGACGCUUUACCUUUCAUCACUACGGAACUUGGAAGAGAUUCCUUUAGAUAUUGGAGAGAUAUCCACACUUCAAAAAAUAACUGUUCAUGAUUGUUCAGAAUCAGUGAACAUGUCGGCAAUAAGGAUACUAGAGGAACAAGAGGAUCUCGGAAAUCAAUCCCUUCAACUUAUAAUUUAUAUCGGCUUGGCAGCAAUGUUGGAAGAGAGCAAGCAACGAUACACAUCCCGAAAUCUUCAGAUCUACAGUUUUAUGGACUUUUAGUGUUAGUUUGGUCUUAUCGGUCGAGGCUCUGAGACUAAUGACUAAGUUGGGAGUCGAAACGCACAACCAAUGCAUCAAUAGUCAAAGAGUAAUUCACGCCAGCAUGCCCGAAGGCAAGGAUCGUGCGCUCGGUUCCAUCGCGGGGAAAUCGAUGAUAUUUAGGCAAAUGAGUUCAUUGAUUCAACUGGUAUUGAUUUUUUGGCUGUUUGCAUUGGAAACGUUCAUGGAACAUACCCUGCUGGCGGCCCAAAUCUUAGACUCGAUUUGCUCAAGCAACAUAACGGAGUAUUCUUCGAGCUGCGCCAAGAUGCUGCUUCGUUGGAUUAUGCAUAUAUCUCGACACUACACUUAUAGAAGAAGCAAUGUCAGGCCUUGUAUGAGUAAGGUAGUUAAGUCCUCCAAGGAGACUCCUACAUAUUGUACCAUCAGCAUGUUCGGUUCCAUCAACACGCUGCAACUUCUCGUUAACCUUCAUAAGUGUUUCUGCAAUUUCACAGUUGCUCAUGUGAAAUUUCUUCAAAAGUUACAAUCUCUUCAGAAAACGGUAGAUUUUCUCGUCAAUUUUGUGGAGAAUUAUUCUGAAGAAGGAGAAGAUCUGAUGAGGCCGAUUGGACAUGCAGCUCGUGAAGCUAAAGACAUGAUUGAAGUCGAAGCUGCUCAUCAAAUUACUACCUUAUCUGCUAGCAAAAGUCUAACAAUGUUGCUUCGCCUCGAGAAGAUGAUACGAGAAAUGAGCUCCAUCACGGAUAAGGUUAUCAAGUUUAAAGAGGAAACCCCAUCCGUCCGUUCAACGCCUCAACCAUCAUCAUUGUCUUCAUCAUCGUCGUCACCAGUUCCUCGUGCAGCUAAUAAGACUUCCAUGCUGGGAUUUGAUGGCUACAUGGCGCAGCUUCUGGAUGAGCUCAUUGGACAUGACUCUCGAAGAAUACUCCCAAUUGUCGGAAUGGGAGGCGCUGGUAAGACCACUCUUGCCAAAAAUGUCUAUGAAGAUUCUCAUGUUGUGUAUCAUUUUGAUGUUCGUGCUUGGAUUACUGUGUCUCAAGAAUAUAAUGCAACUCAUAUGCUUUCACAAGCUCUUUCUUGCCUACAAGUACGAGAUAUCGAGAAUAAAACUGAUGAUCAACUAGGUGAAAAGUUGCAUCAAACUUUAUUUGGUCGGAGAUAUAUGAUCGUAUUAGAUGAUGUGUGGAGUGUUGCGUCUUGGGAAAAGAUUAUGCCUUACUUCCCGGAAAAUGGUAAUGGAAGCCGAAUUGUUGUGACAACCAGACAACAAGAGGUGGUUAAUUACAUUGGCUCCUCUUCACUUGCUGUGGGUUUUCUUGAUUAUCAGAAUAGUUGGGACCUUUUUUGUGAAGUGACAUUUGCACAACAAAAUUGCCCUCCUCAGUUGCAAGAAAUAGCGAAGAUCAUCGUCACAAAAUGCGGAGGACUUCCACUUGCAAUCCGUGUGAUUGGUGGGCUACUUAGAAAAGUUCCGAGGACCAAAAAGUAUUGGGAGGAAAUCACAAACGACAAGAGCUUGGUUAUGGAAUAUUCAGGUGAGGGAAACAAACCAUCCAACAUAUUGUAUUUGAGUUACAAGCAUUUGCCUGUUUGGUUGAAAUCAUGUUUUCUCUACUUGGGAUUAUUUCCAGAAGAUCAUCAGAUAAACGCGUCUCGUCUUAUCAAGUUAUGGGUUGCCGAGGGAUUCAUAAAAGCAUCUAAAAACCAAAAUUUGGAACAAGUUGCAGAGAGUUACAUAAAGGAGCUUGUUGAUACGAAUCUUCUUUUAGUUGGUAGAUUGACAGUACACAAGAAAGUAGAAAAUUAUUGUGUUCAUGAUCUUGUAAGAGAGUUGUGCAUAAAGACAGCAGAGAAAGAAGACUUUUAUUGUGUGCAAAGAGACAUAGAUGGGAGGCGUCAUCACAUAUUUGAUGAAAGAUCGACAAGUUUUUACCAAGAAUCUGUGACUUCAGAAAAGCCAUCAGUUGACGAACCUCUAAUAUUGAGUUUGCAGAGAGAAGCACCAUUUAAGUCUAGAUUGUUGAGAGUGUUUUGUGGUAAUGGUGAGAGUAUGCUAGACAUUUCUCUUAAACAAAUCAACUUGCGCUACGCAUACUACAAAUACCAUGAUGAAUCUCAUGGAAUUAGGAAAAUUCCUCGGUCAAUAUCACUAUGUUGGUGUCUGCAAACUUUGAUUGUGUUUAAUUUGUACCCAGUUGUUUUACCAUCCGAGAUUUGGAGGAUGCUACAACUCAGGCAUAUAGAUAUUUGCGAUCAUAUUCAAAUUGAUCCUCCUGCUGCAGGUGACGUCUCUGUUUUACAAAACCUACAGACGCUUAAAACAGUAAAGAAUCUCAUUUUUAGCGAGGAGUUGUGUGCCAAAAUACCCAACAUUAGAGAAUUAAAUAUUCAUUGCGACUUGAAAGAGGAAUCGGAUAUUCUGUACGAGUUGGAAGAGAAAUUUGAGCUGGAUCGGUGUAUGCGUCUGAAUACUACUGUUGGCAGCUUAAGUAAGCUUGAAUUGCUAAGUAUCGGUUCCCCAAGCAAGUUUGAAUUUCCAAGCACAGAUGAUGGUUUUAAACUACCGAAUUCCCUCAUAGGGCUCACUGUAGGCAAUUGCACUAUUGGGCGGAGAGCUAUGGAAAUGAUUGCUUUGUUACCUAAUCUUCAACUUCUUGAAUUGUCGGAUGCAGUAUCAGGAUCAGAAUGGAAUUUUUUUUUACAGAAAUUUCAUAGCUUGAAACAUCUGACUGUUUCUUUUUCGACUUGUUUGAUUAAUUGGAUUGUGGACAAAUCCAAUUUUCCUGUGUUGGAGACACUUUAUCUUUCUUCCUUACUGCACUUGGAAGAGAUUCCUUUAGAUAUUGGAGAGAUAUCCACACUUCAACAAAUAACUGUUUGUGAAUGUUCAGAAUCAGCGAACAUGUCAGCAAUAAAGAUACUGGAGGAACAGGAAAAUCUCGGAAAUCAAGCCCUUCAAGUUAUAAUUAAUUUCGGCUCAGCAGCAAAGUUGACAAAAAUAGAUAAGAUCAAGGAACCUUACACAUCCAAAAAUCUUCAGAUCUACAGGAAUGUGCUGAGGUUAGAAAGGCAUACAUGGGUUCAUAAACGAAGACUGAGAAAGAUGUUGUCAACGUAAUGACUUCUGCAAAGGAAGCAAUGAAAGUUGUGGUUGCUGAGAAGAUGCAUCUCUUUGGUUCUGCUGGAAAAGCAUGGUAACCAGCUCUCUCUUUUCUUUGUUCAACAUUUUUCCUAUUUGACGAUAACCACAAUAAGAAAUUUGGAAUUCAUAUGAGCAUGUUUACAUUAAGAUAUGGAAGAAGUUUUGAAUGUAAAGAGAAUGACUACGGAUGUUGCGAAUGGUUUUCAGUUGGUCUGUGGCAUAUGUAUCAAAAACAACGUCAAGUAGCAUAGUUGUUGUAACACUAACAAAUGACCGUGUAUGCACACAC
Molecule: messenger RNA, 4698 nt
Organism: Salvia hispanica
Lineage: Eukaryota; Viridiplantae; Streptophyta; Magnoliopsida; Lamiales; Lamiaceae
Product: putative late blight resistance protein homolog R1A-3
Biological process (GO): defense response to other organism
Molecular function (GO): ADP binding
Source: RefSeq, a predicted model, not a curated record